GAGCCCGCUGGGGCGAGCCGAGCCGCGGCGGCGCCGGGAGCCAGGCGGCGGAGCUGUGAGGAAGCGAGCGGCGGCGCGGGAGCAGCGGCGACGGACAGGUGGCGAGCCCUCGCCCGCGCCGCCUGGGGCUGCUGGGCCACCCACGGAUCCUCGCGGUCCAGACGUGGCGGGGGUGGCGGCAGCAUCCCGUACGGCCUGUGAGGGAUGCGCCGCCCACUGCCCCGCGCCGCCUGACCGCCCCCGCCUCGGCUCGCGGUGCGCCACAGCCUGGCCCGCGGCCGUCCCCGCCGCGUUGUCGCCCGGUCGCCGCGUCCGCGGGGCCGUACCCGGCCCGGCCCGGCCAUGUGGACCCCCACGGAGGAGGAGAAAUACGGCGUAGUGAUAUGCAGCUUUCGAGGAUCUGUCCCUCAAGGGUUGGUCUUAGAAAUAGGAGAAACAGUCCAGAUUCUUGAAAAAUGUGAAGGUUGGUACAGAGGAGUUUCAACAAAGAAGCCAAACGUGAAGGGGAUCUUCCCUGCAAAUUACAUUCACUUGAAAAAGGCAAUUGUCAGUAAUAGGGGGCAGUAUGAAACUGUGGUUCCACUUGAAGAUUCCAUUGUGACUGAGGUUACAGCAACUCUACAAGAAUGGGCAAGUUUGUGGAAACAGUUAUAUGUGAAACACAAAGUAGAUCUUUUCUACAAACUACGCCAUGUGAUGAAUGAACUUAUUGACCUGCGAAGGCAGCUACUGUCUGGUCACCUGACCCAGGAUCAGGUGCGGGAGGUUAAGCGGCAUAUCACCGUGCGCCUGGACUGGGGUAAUGAACAUUUGGGCCUGGACCUGGUACCUCGGAAGGACUUUGAAGUAGUGGACUCGGACCAGAUUAGUGUCUCAGAUCUCUAUAAGAUGCAUUUAUCUAGCCGGCAGAGUGUACAGCAAAGCACAUCCCAGGUAGAUACAAUGCGCCCACGUCAUGGGGAAACCUGUCGGAUGCCAGUGCCACAUCACUUCUUCCUCAGCCUGAAGAGUUUCACUUACAAUACUAUUGGGGAAGAUACUGAUGUCUUCUUUUCCUUAUAUGACAUGAGGGAAGGCAAGCAGAUCAGUGAACGGUUUCUGGUAAGACUGAACAAGAAUGGUGGGCCAAGGAACCCAGAGAAGAUAGAACGAAUGUGUGCCCUUUUUACAGAUCUGAGCAGCAAAGAUAUGAAGAGAGAUUUGUAUAUUGUUGCCCAUGUGAUCCGAAUAGGCCGGAUGCUCCUGAAUGACUCAAAGAAAGGUCCUCCUCACCUGCACUACAGGCGACCAUAUGGCUGUGCAGUCUUAAGCAUCUUGGAUGUCCUACAGUCACUCACAGAAGUAAAGGAAGAAAAGGAUUUUGUUCUUAAGGUUUACACGUGCAACAAUGAGAGUGAGUGGUCCCAGAUCCACGAGAACAUCAUCCGAAAGUCCAGUGCCAAGUACUCUGCCCCCAGCGCCAGCCAUGGUCUUAUCAUAUCUCUGCAGCUUCUUCGUGGAGACAUGGAACAGAUUCGGAGAGAAAAUCCCAUGAUAUUUAAUAGGGGAUUGGCAAUUACAAGAAAAUUGGGAUUUCCUGAUGUUAUUAUGCCAGGUGAUAUCCGCAAUGACCUGUACCUAACCCUGGAGAAGGGAGAUUUCGAGAGAGGAGGAAAGAGUGUACAAAAGAAUAUUGAAGUGACCAUGUAUGUGCUUUAUGCAGAUGGAGAAAUCUUGAAGGAUUGCAUCAGCUUAGGUUCAGGAGAGCCAAAUAGGAGUUCCUACCACUCCUUUGUCCUCUACCACAGUAAUAGUCCUCGCUGGGGAGAAAUUAUCAAAUUGCCCAUCCCCAUUGACCGGUUCCGGGGCUCCCACCUGCGCUUCGAGUUCAGACAUUGUUCUACAAAGGACAAAGGAGAAAAGAAACUCUUUGGCUUUGCCUUCUCACCCCUGAUGCGUGACGAUGGCACCACUCUCUCAGAUGAUAUUCACGAGCUUUAUGUGUACAAGUGUGAUGAGAAUAGCACAUUUAAUAACCAUGCUCUGUACCUCGGCCUGCCCUGCUGCAAAGAGGACUACAAUGGCUGUCCUAAUAUCCCUUCUAGCCUCAUCUUUCAGCGCAGCACCAAAGAAUCUUUCUUCAUCUCCACUCAGCUCUCCUCUACCAAACUCACGCAGAAUGUGGACCUCCUAGCUCUGCUGAAGUGGAAGGCCUUCCCAGACCGGAUCAUGGAUGUACUAGGGCGGCUACGGCACGUCAGUGGGGAGGAAAUUGUUAAGUUUCUGCAGGACAUCUUAGAUACACUCUUUGUGAUUUUGGAUGAUAAUACAGAGAAAUACGGCCUGUUGGUUUUUCAGUCACUGGUGUUCAUCAUCAACCUGCUCCGAGACAUCAAGUAUUUUCACUUUCGACCUGUGAUGGACACAUAUAUCCAGAAGCACUUUGCUGGAGCUCUAGCAUACAAGGAGCUCAUCCGCUGUUUGAAGUGGUAUAUGGACUGUUCAGCAGAACUGAUUCGGCAGGACCACAUUCAAGAAGCUAUGCGGGCCUUGGAGUACCUUUUCAAGUUCAUUGUACAGUCACGAAUCCUGUACUCACGAGCUACUUGUGGAAUGGAAGAGGAACAAUUCAGAUCCAGUAUCCAAGAACUUUUCCAGUCCAUCCGGUUUGUGCUAAGUCUGGACAGCAGAAACUCAGAAACACUCCUUUUUACUCAGGCAGCACUCCUCAAUUCUUUCCCAACCAUCUUUGACGAGCUGCUUCAAAUGUUCACCGUGCAAGAGGUAGCAGAGUUUGUGAGAGGGACACUGGGGAGUAUGCCCAGCACUGUGCACAUUGGGCAAUCAAUGGACGUGGUCAAACUUCAGUCCAUUGCCAGGACAGUGGACAGCCGCCUGUUUUCUUUCUCAGAAUCCCGCCGCAUCCUGCUUCCUGUGGUUCUCCAUCAUAUCCACCUUCACCUGAGGCAGCAGAAAGAGCUGCUUAUUUGCUCAGGGAUUCUCGGCAGCAUCUUCUCCAUCGUCAAGACCAGCUCUCUGGAGGCAGAUGUCAUGGAGGAAGUAGAGAUGAUGGUGGAGAGCCUCCUGGACGUGCUCUUGCAGACUCUGCUCACCAUCAUGAGCAAAUCGCACGCUCAGGAGGCGGUAAGAGGGCAGCGGUGCCCGCAGUGCACAGCCGAGAUCACUGGUGAGUAUGUGUCCUGCCUUCUCUCACUGCUCCGCCAGAUGUGUGACACGCAUUUCCAGCACCUCCUGGACAACUUCCAGAGCAAAGAUGAACUCAAGGAAUUUCUGCUGAAGAUUUUUUGUGUGUUCCGGAACCUGAUGAAGAUGAGUGUCUUCCCUCGGGACUGGAUGGUAAUGAGACUGCUCACAAGCAAUAUUAUAGUCACUACUGUCCAGUACCUGUCCUCUGCACUGCACAAGAAUUUCACAGAGACUGACUUUGACUUUAAGGUGUGGAAUUCUUAUUUUAGCCUGGCAGUUCUAUUCAUAAAUCAGCCAAGCCUUCAGCUAGAAAUUAUCACCUCAGCCAAAAGGAAGAAGAUUCUAGAUAAGUAUGGGGACAUGCGUGUAAUGAUGGCCUAUGAACUGUUCAGCAUGUGGCAAAAUUUGGGUGAACAUAAGAUCCACUUUAUUCCGGGAAUGAUUGGUCCUUUUCUGGGUGUGACACUUGUCCCACAGCCAGAAGUACGGAAUAUCAUGAUUCCCAUCUUUCAUGAUAUGAUGGACUGGGAGCAGAGAAAAAAUGGCAACUUCAAACAGGUGGAGGCCGAGUUGAUUGACAAGCUGGACAGCAUGGUGUCAGAAGGGAAAGGUGACGAGAGCUACAGGGAGCUCUUCAGCCUACUAACCCAGCUGUUUGGGCCCUACCCCAGCCUGCUGGAGAAGGUUGAACAAGAAACAUGGCGCGAAACCGGCAUUUCCUUUGUGACCUCAGUCACCCGCCUCAUGGAACGUCUUCUUGACUACAGGGACUGCAUGAAAGGAGAGGAAACAGAGAAUAAGAAGAUUGGCUGCACUGUUAACCUGAUGAAUUUUUACAAAUCUGAGAUUAACAAGGAAGAAAUGUAUAUCCGCUACAUCCAUAAGCUUUGUGACAUGCAUUUGCAGGCCGAAAACUACACAGAGGCUGCAUUUACCCUGCUCCUUUACUGUGAGCUGCUGCAGUGGGAGGACCGGCCACUGCGGGAAUUCCUCCACUACCCAUCUCAGACAGAGUGGCAGCGGAAGGAGGGACUGUGCCGGAAGAUCAUUCACUACUUCAACAAAGGCAAGAGCUGGGAGUUUGGGAUCCCACUGUGCAGGGAGCUGGCAUGUCAGUACGAGACCCUCUAUGAUUACCAAAGCCUCAGCUGGAUUCGGAAAAUGGAGGCCAGCUACUAUGACAACAUUAUGGAGCAGCAACGCCUGGAGCCUGAGUUCUUUCGGGUCGGCUUCUAUGGAAGGAAGUUUCCUUUCUUUCUUCGGAACAAAGAAUACGUGUGCCGUGGCCAUGACUACGAGAGGCUGGAGGCCUUCCAGCAGAGGAUGCUCAGCGAGUUCCCGCAGGCUGUCGCUAUGCAGCACCCAAACCAUCCUGAUGACGCCAUCCUACAGUGCGAUGCCCAGUACUUGCAGAUCUAUGCAGUGACGCCCAUUCCAGAUUAUGUGGAUGUUCUGCAGAUGGAUAGGGUUCCAGAUCGUGUCAAGAGCUUCUAUCGCGUCAACAAUGUGAGGAAGUUCCGGUACGACAGGCCUUUUCACAAAGGCCCCAAGGACAAGGAGAAUGAAUUCAAGAGCCUGUGGAUUGAACGUACCACGCUGACUCUGACCCACAGCUUGCCUGGCAUCUCUCGGUGGUUUGAAGUGGAGAGGAGGGAACUGGUGGAGGUGAGCCCUCUGGAGAAUGCCAUCCAAGUGGUUGAGAAUAAAAACCAGGAGCUACGCUCCCUGAUCAGCCAGUAUCAACACAAGCAGGUGCAUGGCAACAUCAACCUGCUAAGCAUGUGCCUGAAUGGUGUCAUUGACGCAGCUGUCAAUGGAGGCAUUGCACGCUAUCAGGAGGCCUUCUUUGAUAAAGAUUAUAUCAACAAGCACCCGGGAGAUGCGGAGAAGAUCACCCAGCUCAAGGAGCUUAUGCAGGAGCAGGUUCACAUCCUUGGAGUUGGGCUAGCAGUUCAUGAAAAGUUUGUGCACCCAGAAAUGCGGCCUCUGCAUAAGAAGCUAAUUGAUCAGUUCCAGAUGAUGCGGGCUAGCCUCUACCAUGAGUUUCCAGGUUUGGAUAAGCUAAGUCCUGCAUGUUCAGGCACCAGCACCCCACGGGGAAAUGUCCUGGCGUCCCAUGGCCCCAUGAGUCCGGAGAGCAUCAAGAUGACCCACCGGCACAGCCCCAUGAACUUGAUGGGCACAGGCCGGCAUUCAUCAUCCUCUCUCUCCUCACAUGCGUCUAGUGAAGCAGGAAACAUGGUGAUGCUGGGCGAUGGCUCCAUGGGCGAUGCUCCGGAGGACCUGUACCACCACAUGCAGCUUGCGUAUCCCAACCCCAGGUACCAGGGCUCAAUCACCAACGUCUCUGUUCUGUCCUCGUCCCAGGCAAGCCCUUCUUCCUCCAGCCUGAGUUCCACUCACUCAGCACCAUCCCAGAUGAUUACCUCUGCCCCUUCCAGUGCCCGAGGCUCUCCCUCUCUGCCAGAUAAGUACCGCCAUGCCCGUGAAAUGAUGUUGUUGCUGCCCACAUACCGGGACCGCCCAAGCAGUGCCAUGUAUCCAGCAGCCAUCCUGGAGAAUGGACAGCCACCAAAUUUCCAGCGAGCCCUAUUCCAGCAAGUGGUUGGAGCCUGCAAACCCUGCAGUGAUCCCAAUCUGUCUGUGGCUGAAAAAGGUCAUUACUCCCUACACUUUGACGCCUUCCACCACCCUCUGGGUGAUACCCCCCCAGCCCUCCCUGCCCGGACCCUGCGCAAGUCUCCUCUCCACCCUAUCCCAGCCUCCCCCACAAGCCCCCAGUCAGGCCUGGAUGGCAGCAACUCUACGCUGUCCGGCAGUGCCAGCAGCGGCGUGUCCUCCUUGAGUGAGAGUAACUUUGGGCACUCCUCGGAGGCCCCACCUCGCACUGACACCAUGGACUCCAUGCCAAGCCAGGCCUGGAAUGCUGAUGAAGAUCUUGAGCCACCCUACCUCCCUGUCCACUACAGCCUCUCUGAGUCUGCCGUCCUGGACUCCAUCAAGGCCCAGCCAUGCCGAAGCCACUCAGCCCCGGGGUGCGUCAUCCCUCAGGACCCCAUGGACCCGCCUGCGCUGCCACCCAAGCCCUACCACCCCCGCCUGCCAGCCCUGGAGCACGAUGAGGGGGUGCUGCUGCGGGAAGAGACUGAGAGGCCGAGAGGCCUGCACCGCAAGGCUUCAUUGCCUCCUGGGAGCACUAAGGAGGAGCAGGCCCGCAUGGCCUGGGAGCACGGCCGAGGGGAGCAGUGAGGGGCAAGGAGGCAGCUGGGAUGCCACCCUCAGUAAGCAGCUUGCCAACCACUCCAGGUCUGAAAAGCAAGUCCCCUAGCCCCACCCCAGGGAGCCAGAGAGGCUUGGCACUCAGGAGAGAACCGCCCCCAAGUCUCCGUUCUACUGCCGUGAACUCAUGUGUUGCCAUGUAGAGGCCACAGCAGCAUGAAGGGUUGUGGCUUCCCUUUUUAUUUCAUUUUUUUUUACAUUUCCAUUUCUAUGGGUUUUCCUUUCUUUCCUUUAUGCAGUAGAUGCUUUCUUCCUCCUGCAGUUCUGGACCAUGUGGAGCUAUAUGGAGAAAUUGCACAGACAGCAUCACUUUGCCGCACUGCAGGGCCCUGGAGCAGAAGCCCAGGCCCUCCCUCCAGGGUAGAGAUGCACAGAAUGGAAAUUGCACUAAGGAUUUCUUCCUUUGCUGUAUGGACAGAAGAGUUCAUGGUUGCAUUCAGGGAUUGCAAGGACCAUGUAGAUAUAUCACAGAUGGAAAAAGGGGCCACAGCUGUUUUGCACAAAUGCCUGCCCACCUGUCCCUCUUCCAUCCAGGAGUGUGCUAUUGAGGGGCUGGCUGGACCAACCUGCUGGCUCAGGCAUGUGACUGGCCUAACUGCAUGCCUAGAGCACUGCCAGGCUUCAAUGGGCCAGCCGUCUCCUACUCCACCUUGGAUUUUUCUCUCCAUCACAUUAUUUCUGACCAUUUGCUCCCUUCCAUUCUUGAAACACCUCAUGCCCCACAGGAGCCCCAGUGGUGACUGGAUCUGCAAGGGUUAUCUCCCACACACUGGGGUUUGAGUGGAGGUGUGGAGCUAGAGGGGCUGUCCCAGCUACCUUCCUCCUAGGGGUAGCUGGUCCCCUUCCUGUGUGAUAGAGAGACUUGUAAAAGUGAGUCUGGGGUGUGGCAGGCACCGGAAAUCCUCAAAGCUUUCAGAAGCGUCCAGAAUGCCUACCAUCAGCUCCUGAAUCAGGGAUUUUCAGCACUACCUCGGAGCCAUGGGGUUGGCUCCCCAGCCAGGCUUCCAGGCCCUGAGGACAUGUGGUCAGGUUCAGCAGGCUUCUGGGUAAAGAAGGUGGGAGGGGGCUUCUCCUUUGGAAGCAGAUAGCCAUGCAGGUAAAACUGUCAUCUCUCAAGUGGCCACAUACAGCAACCCGCUCCAGGCCCGUGGGUACCACCACUCAGGGUUCGGGAAUGGCAGGAGAGCAGUUUCUCCAGUCUGCCCAGUCUGUUGGUGUCUUUAUAGGAAACUAUAAAGCAGAGCAGUGGUGUCUUUAGAGGAAACUCAUUCAAGUCAGGGCACCGAUUUUCCUCUCAGUUUAUUAUUUGGGGGGAUAGGGUCAGGUGGGUAUAGUAGUACUUUACUAGGGUGCUUUUAAGUUACUUUAAAAAAAAAAAAGCCUACAAAAUAUUUUUUUUUUAUUUGCUUGAGUUCACAUUAAUGAUGGUCACUAGGCUGCCUUGUUGAGCAGGCAUGUUGCCCCGUUCCUCUUCUGCUGGUCUGUGUGACCUCCACGGCCAGGCCCUCGGCCCGAGCCCCUCGGCCCUUCUCCAAUGUCAAUCUUUCCAGACAGUGAAGGCCAUAGUCAGGGUGUUUUUCUCUUGUAAACAAACCCCAACUUGUUUAACAGAAAUGCUACCAACCUACUGAGAAAGAUGGAGGUCUAAAUCACCUCCAGGGUUUUUCUAGGGGUUUAAUCAGUGUGGGUCCCUUCUGAUACCAUGAGGCUCACUCCAGGCAGAGUGGGACAGAAGGCUGCUGAGGAUGUGGGUCAGUCGUCUCUUCUCAGCCUACAUUCAUUUGCAAGCUUCAAUCUCUGGACCAUUUGGUGUCCACAGAAGUGUUAGAGGGUUGGGGUGAGCUUUGGAUUUGAUUCUUAAGAGGGCAUUUUUAGAUUCUAAGGCACUUCUGAACCUAAAUCCCUGGACAAGGCAGUCAUCACAGAAGAACAGCUACCUUCUCCACUUGGUGGCACAAAAGGUAGGGAGGGGAGUAUGGGUUCAUUUCGCUUCGCUUUAUGCAAGGUGUAAUCGUUUGUUUUCCCUCUCCAUUUUACCUAACUGAAUGAAAAGGACACAUUCUGAAAUCCCUUUUGUUGGAAAAUCAGUCAGUCUGAGGGGAAAUGGGAGGCCAGAGAUUGAGAACCCUUUGAAAAGACUGUAAAAUACUGAUUUUCGUUCUUUCAAGCUUAUUUGUAAAUACCUAUUUGAAUGCUGUGUAUUUGUACAGGAAUUUGAGCAAAAAAUGUAUAGAAUGUGAUGUCCAAUUGGUAUUCAGCACUAUAAAUGUGUUUUUAACCUCUCGCAUUCUGUGCUUAUUUAAAACAAGAAAACUUCUAACCAUUUCUUUUGUGUAUUCAUGUUUAAAGAAAAGUAAUUUAAAAAUGAUCUUACCUGUACCAGAAAAGCAAAGUUAAAGGAAAAAAAAAAAUUUGUACCAUUGUCCCAAGAGGUAUUUUACUGUAUAUAUUGUGGUAGCAUGUUCAAAAUCCAACAAGUAAUGUGAAUUUUAGAUGUAAAUAUCUGCCACUUGAUUUUUUCCCCCUUCCCCCACUUACUUGACUGCUGUGAUGUGAAUUAAAGAUGAAUACCUGAUACUGAUCCACUGAAUUCACUGAAUGGGAGCAGAGAAUGUGCCCCUCUCCAACCCUUGUCAACGGGCUCCAAGCCCUUUUUAGCCCCAUAGACAUGUCCUUUUUGCGCUGAGUAGAGCCAGCCCUUCCCGCGUCCUGCCUUCAAGGCAGGCAGCCAGCCAGGAGGGCACUUGAAAGGAGGGCAGUCGAAAAGGAAACAUCCUCCAGUGCUUCUCUGCUGAUCCCCGGGACCCCACUCACGUGCCCCUCUGCAGCGGGAUACCCCGAGGGCCUAGCGGGGAGGCAGGAGGCGGGACAGCCACACGGCCACGCUUCAGAGCUUGUAAGGACGCCAGAGAGGGGAGGUGAGGGGCGACCUCACCUCCCCACUCUGAGGCGACCCCAAAUCCUCCACCGAAAAUCCGGCUCCGGCGCUUCCCUGGGCGGUCUACAGUGACGGCGCAGCCUUGAACUUGGCGCGCCUUGAGCCCUUCCUCCGGAGGUCCGCAGUCCGUCCACCCCGCAACUUGCCUGUCAGCCUAUGCACGGCGGGCUCGGGUCUGGUGGAAGUUCAGCAGGUGGGCUCCCAAAGUUGGGCCUGCUGCCCCCGUGAAUGAAAGAAGAAAAAAAAAAAGAAAAACCUUUGAGCCUUGCCUGCUGCCGCCGGCCCUCCCUGCCUAACCUGUUUUGGCUGACCCCCGAACUCCUGCACCCCGAGUCGGGUCCGGGCGAGGAGAUCCACAGGGUUUUUCGGGCGAGUUUGGGGCCCAGGGCAGGGAGUACGCGGGUCAACUCAGCAGACGUAGGGCGGUGAGUGAACCUCACUUCAGCCAGCGACACUCGGCCUCAACCCGAGUCGCUGCCCUUACCCAAGAUGGCGGACCAUACCGCUUCCGUCGCAGCUGUAGCCGCUUCCUGCGAUGGGCCCGCGUUCAAUCAGCGGCCGACAACUAUCUAGGGCUGAGACAUCACCAGCCAAUGAGGGAGGGCAGCGUGGAGCCGCCCGUCUGGGCUCCGCGGCUCGUGGACCAAUGGGGUAGUGGCGUGUGGGAGGGCACGGAGGCCCACCUGCCAAUGAGGAGCUACGGCGCGCGACCGGGACUUGGAGGCGGUGCGGCGCGGCGGGUGCGGUUCAGUCGAUCAUCGGCGGCGGCGGCGGCGGAGUAGGAUGUGGGCCACGCAGGGGCUGGCGGUGGCGCUGGCUUUGAGCGUGCUGCCGGGCAGCCGGGCGCUGCGGCCGGGCGACUGCGAAGUUUGUAUUUCUUAUCUGGGAAGAUUCUACCAGGACCUCAAAGACAGAGAUGUCACAUUCACACCAGCCACUAUUGAAAACGAACUUAUAAAGUUCUGCCGGGAAGCAAGAGGCAAAGAGAAUCGGUUGUGCUACUAUAUUGGGGCCACAGAUGAUGCAGCCACCAAAAUAAUCAAUGAGGUAUCAAAGCCUCUGGCCCACCACAUCCCUGUGGAGAAGAUCUGUGAGAAGCUUAAGAAGAAGGACAGCCAGAUCUGUGAGCUAAAGUAUGACAAGCAGAUCGACCUGAGCACAGUGGACCUGAAGAAGCUCCGAGUUAAAGAGCUGAAGAAGAUUCUGGAUGACUGGGGGGAAACAUGCAAAGGCUGUGCAGAAAAGUCUGACUACAUCCGGACGAUAAAUGAACUGAUGCCUAAAUAUGCCCCCAAGGCAGCCAGUGCACGGACUGAUUUGUAGUCUGCUCAAUCUCUGUUGCACCUGAGGGGGAAAAAAACAGUUCAACUGUUUGUUUGUUCCCAAAACAGCCUUUUUGUAAUUUAUUUUUUAAGUGGGCUCCUGACAAUACGGGAUCAGAUGUGAAGCCUGGAGCUUUCCUGAUGAUGCUGGCUCUACAGUACCCUAAUGAGGGGCUUCCCUUCCUUCUGUUGCUGGUAUACUCAAGGACUUCAAAGUGUGUCUGGGAUUUUUUUAUUAAAGGAAAAAAAAUUUC
This is a messenger RNA of Sapajus apella (tufted capuchin), 10979 nucleotides long. It is a transcript of the gene DOCK3, whose product is annotated as dedicator of cytokinesis 3. The record is from RefSeq and is a predicted model, not a curated record. Gene Ontology annotation, cellular component: cytoplasm; plasma membrane. The coding region runs from base 343 to 6435 and encodes 2030 amino acids. NCBI's taxonomy places the organism in Eukaryota, Metazoa, Chordata, Mammalia, Primates, Cebidae. Gene Ontology annotation, molecular function: GTPase activator activity; small GTPase binding; guanyl-nucleotide exchange factor activity. Gene Ontology annotation, biological process: small GTPase-mediated signal transduction. The transcript has 56 exons.